Messenger RNA from Neogale vison (American mink), 1379 nucleotides. It is a transcript of the gene UBLCP1, whose product is annotated as ubiquitin like domain containing CTD phosphatase 1. Gene Ontology annotation, cellular component: nucleus. Lineage: Eukaryota; Metazoa; Chordata; Mammalia; Carnivora; Mustelidae. The record is from RefSeq and is a predicted model, not a curated record. Gene Ontology annotation, biological process: protein dephosphorylation. The coding region runs from base 219 to 1175 and encodes 318 amino acids. The transcript is spliced from 11 exons. Gene Ontology annotation, molecular function: protein serine/threonine phosphatase activity; protein binding.
CCGCUCCAAAGGUCAACGCGGGAAAGAGCCGGGCGGUCUCCAGCGCGUUUCCGUUUCCAACCUGAACUUCCGGUUCGUUAGCCGGUUCCGGGCCCCGUUUUUCACUUCCGGUCGCCCUCGGUUCCGCUGCGGCCGGUUCCUGCGUCCACUGCUGCCGGUUCCGCCGCGCUCCAGGUAUCUUUUUCUGAGGGAAAGCUGCUUGAUCAUAUGUUUCAAGGAUGGCCCUCCCUAUCAUCGUAAAAUGGGGUGGACAGGAAUAUUCAGUGACCACACUUUCAGAAGAUGAUACCGUGCUAGAUCUCAAACAGUUUCUGAAGACCCUUACAGGAGUGCUACCAGAACGCCAAAAGUUACUUGGACUUAAAGUUAAAGGCAAACCUGCAGAAAAUGAUGUUAAGCUUGGAGCUCUCAAACUGAAACCAAAUACUAAAAUCAUGAUGAUGGGAACUCGUGAGGAGAGCUUGGAAGAUGUCUUAGGUCCACCUCCUGACAAUGAUGAUGUUGUUAACGACUUUGAUAUUGAAGAUGAAGUAGUUGAAGUAGAAAAUAGGGAAGAAAACCUACUGAAAAUUUCUCGCAGAGUAAAAGAGUAUAAAGUGGAAAUUUUGAAUCCUCCCAGGGAAGGAAAAAAGCUUUUGGUACUAGAUGUUGAUUAUACGUUAUUUGACCAUAGGUCUUGUGCAGAGACUGGAGUAGAAUUAAUGCGGCCAUAUCUUCACGAGUUCCUAACAUCUGCAUAUGAGGAUUAUGACAUUGUUAUUUGGUCCGCAACAAAUAUGAAGUGGAUUGAAGCUAAAAUGAAAGAGCUGGGAGUGAGCACAAAUGCAAAUUAUAAGAUUACCUUCAUGUUGGACAGUGCUGCUAUGAUAACCGUGCAUACUCCAAGGAGAGGAUUAAUAGAUGUAAAGCCUCUUGGUGUUAUAUGGGGGAAGUUUUCAGAGUUUUACAGCAAAAAAAACACCAUAAUGUUUGAUGACAUAGGAAGAAAUUUCCUAAUGAACCCACAGAAUGGACUAAAGAUAAGGCCUUUUAUGAAAGCGCACCUAAAUCGAGAUAAAGACAAAGAACUUUUAAAGUUAACUCAGUACCUCAAGGAGAUAGCAAAAUUAGAUGACUUUUUGGACCUUAAUCACAAAUACUGGGAAAGGUAUCUGUCAAAGAAGCAAGGACAGUAGUUACAAGUUGUACUGGCAGUUAUUGAGGAUACUUGAGAUCACGAACUUCCUGCUUUUAUGCUAGAAAUCAUUAUGAUAGUGCUGGACACUGCAGUGAAUAUCAGACUGCUUAUACUUGGUCUUCCAGUUUUUUGUAAAUUUAAUUUUAUAUUUUUUGAAGAUCAUAGCAAUAUGCUAAAAAAAAUCCUUUUUUCCCCUAUAUGA